AUGGAAUUUAUUUUCCCACUUUCAGGAUAUGUUGAGAGGGAAACCACACUUAUUGGAUCCCUUACUGUGCGUGAAUUCCUUUACUACUCAGCACUGCUCCAGCUUCCUGGUUUCUUCUGUCAAAAAAAGAGUGUGGUAGAGGAUGCCAUUCUUGCUAUGUCACUGGGUGAUUAUGCAAAUAAACUCAUAGGAGGUCACUGUUUCAUGAAGGGUCUUCCUAAUGGCGAAAGAAGGCGUGUUGGUAUUGCUAGGGAGCUUCUUACGAGACCACAUAUUCUUUUUAUAGACGAGCCUCUUUAUCACCUUGACAGUGUAUCUGCACUUCUUAUGAUGGUAACACUAAAAAAACUCGCUAGUACUGGAUGCACUCUUAUAUUCACUAUCUACCAGAGCAGCACGGAAGUAUUUGGUCUCUUUGAUCGUAUCUGCCUGCUUUCAAAUGGAAACACACUGUUUUUUGGAGAGACAUUGGCAUGUUUGCAGCACUUUUCAAAUGCUGGAUUUCCUUGCCCAAUUAUGCAAAGUCCGUCUGAUCACUUUUUACGUGCAAUAAACACAGACUUUGACAGGAUUAUUGCAAUGUGCAAAAAUUGGCAGGAUGAUGGGGGAGAUUUUUCAUCUGUAAAUAUGGACACUGCUGUAGCAAUACGCACCCUCGAAGCAACUUAUAAGUCAUCUGCAGAUGCUGCUGCUGUUGAAACUAUGAUAUUAAAACUCACUGAAAAGCUAAAUCCAAACUACAAGUUUCUAAAUGUUCUUCUCUUGAUGUGCUAUCUCUUCCCUGAAAUCAUGCCUGUUCUGCAUUUAACCUGCAUUACCUCUGAGGAGGGUCCAUCUCUAAAAAGCAAGGGGAAGGCAAGCAUUGCCACACGAAUUGCAUGUUGGGACUGUGUUUCUGGAUUAGGGCAUUCCUUGUCAUCUAUUGUGACUAGAGUAGCUGCAAUAUUUGUAUUCAUAUCUUUCACCUCCCUUCUAAGCAUCGCUGGAGUACCCGCGCAUAUGAAAGAAAUCAAGAUUUAUGCCUGUGAACAGUCAAACCAGCACUCAGGGGCAUUGGUUUUUUUACUUGGGCAACUCCUUUCCAGUAUCCCUUUCUUGUUCCUUGUAUCCAUUUCUUCUGGACUUGUCUUCUAUUUCCUGAUAGGGUUACGGGACCAGUUCAACUUGUUGAUGUACUUUGUUCUCAACUUCUUCAUGUGCCUGUUAGCAAAUGAAGGACUAAUUAUGUCUGUUGUUACCAUUUGGCAAGACAUUUUCUGGAGUAUCUUAACUCUGUUGUGCAUAAAUGUUUUAAUGAUGCUUUCAGCUGGCUAUUUCAGAAGUCGGAGUGCUUUGCCAGGACCAGUAUGGAUGUACCCAAUCUCCUAUAUUGCCUUCCAUACUUACUCUAUCCAGGCAAAAUACGUGGAAGGACUCUUGGAGAAUGAAUACAAUGGGACUUCUUUUGCAGUUGGGCAGGUGAGGACAAUAUCUGGUUAUCAAGCCCUGCAAAGUUCAUACGAGACUUCGCCCAACGGUCAUUCCAAGUGGGAGAAUUUACUCGUGUUGUUUCUCAUGGCCAUUGGAUACCGUGUUCUUGUGUUCUUUUUGCUACAAUUUUGUGUUAGAAAGAACUUAUCUUCACGUAGACUGUUCUGGUGUAAUAAGAGCACAAACAAUGCAAGAUAA
This is a messenger RNA of Thlaspi arvense, 1668 nucleotides long. NCBI's taxonomy places the organism in Eukaryota, Viridiplantae, Streptophyta, Magnoliopsida, Brassicales, Brassicaceae. The record is from the annotation of a GenBank genome assembly.